UGACUGCUGUUUUCUCCUUUAUGGCCUGCAUGUAUGCUGCUACAGGACUACGCUUUGGAAAUAAAUGGCAGAACUGACUACAGUGCUCUGUCUAGCCAAACAGCUGUGCCUCUGGGUGGUGGAGCGACCACCAACGGGACAAUGUCAGGCUACCUGAACAAGCAAGAGAUCCACCAGUCGCAUAGCUCAUCUUUUGUAAAGCCAUCUCUGAACACUUCUUGGUCUUCUUACUCUGUGACUUCUGAUACAUCUCCUAUCAGGCGUAGCAUAAGUGCAACAUCAGAUGUUUUAGUAAAUGCUGAAAAUGAUCAAAACCCGUUUAGUUCGCCUAAGAAAGGACUAUAUAACAAUCCCAUUGGCCUAUAUUCAGCUGAGACCCUUAAUGAAAUGGCUGGAAAGCAUAAGCUAAGUCUCAAGGGAAGGGCUUCAGAAAGCUUUCUUCUUAGAGGGUAUGUAAGAUAUUUUAAUUUAACUGUAAAUAUUAUAUAUGAAGUGUUUCACAUAUAUAUCUGCUUGGCACAAUUUGCUACCUUUCACAAUAUAACCAUAGGGCUGGAUUCAGUGUACUUAAAGGGUCCACCCAAAACUGACGUCUUCAAUUUCUAAUUAGAUCAGUGGGCUCAAUCACAUAUAAGCUAUAUGUUGCAGAGACUCUAUUAUGACUUCACAGCUUUUCCCACUGGCAUGGCUGUUAUAAAAAUUAUUAAUUAUCAUUGAAUAUAUAAUUUAGUGUACCAUUAUGGAAACUGCAGCCAGAGAGCAGCGAGACUAGUCAAGCUGCAGUAGGGGAGGAAGACUUUUUGGAAAAAGUGGAGUCUCUGUGAUAUCAAAAGCCUAUGGGUAGUUCAGGCCAUUAAAGCCCACCUAUAAUUGAAGUUCCGGUUUUCAGUGGACAGAAUCUUAAGUAUGCUUUUAAUAUAAAAAACAAUUUAAAUAAUAAUUGUUUUAAAUGUACUGAUUAAAUAAACAUACAGAUACCAGA
Messenger RNA from Rana temporaria (common frog), 982 nucleotides. RefSeq names its product LIM domain-binding protein 3-like. NCBI's taxonomy places the organism in Eukaryota, Metazoa, Chordata, Amphibia, Anura, Ranidae. The transcript has a single exon. The record is from RefSeq and is a predicted model, not a curated record. The coding region runs from base 34 to 606 and encodes 190 amino acids.